AAAGUCAGUGGUCUUGUCUGUAACGACUCUUUUCUCAAGUUCGCUCAUUUCCGUGAGUCGCCUGCAGAGCCCUCGGACUUGAACUGCUGACUCAUGAAGACCAGUUUGGUGUAUAAAACUGUAAAAACUUGGAGCAGAAGGUCCCACAGCUCAACAUGCUGCUCUUCAUCUUUUUAGCUGUUGUUUCCUGUGCAGUUGAUGAGAGAGCCAUUUAUGAGCCAAAGACAUUAUGUGCACCAGAAGGAUCAACUGUGAGGAUAAACUGUACAUACAAAGAUCCAAUAGAAACUACUAAUGUAACAGAACUGUGGUUUUAUGGGUCUGAUGGAAACAAGACACAUCCUGAUGGAGAAACCACUGUGUAUCACACAGAUAAGAAGAAAAUAGCAAACAGUCACAAGGAGCGAGUUGAGUUUUUAGGGAACAAAAACACGACUUGCGGCAUAAAGAUCAGCAACGUGAGCAGAGAGGAGAGCGGUGUCUACAGGUUUAGAUAUGAGAUAUGGCAGCCUGAUUAUAAAUGGACACAAAUGCCAGGAGUGAAGGUCACAAUCACAGGUCUAAAGAUUGAAGCAACAUCAAUGAAGGUAAUAGAAAACGAAGCAGUAACCCUGGAGUGCCAAAUGAAUUGCAGUCUCACUGACCGCGUCUUCUGGUUCAGAAAAGGACAACAUUUAAAAGAAACCUCAAAGAAACUUGAGAUUCCGAGAGCCUCCUAUGAGGACCACGGCAGUUACUGGUGUCAGACUGGACACGUCAGGUCCCCAAGUUUUCUACUGAAUGUUUCCUAUGCCCCCAGGAAUGUUGUCAUCACAGGACAUCCCACCACUAGUAUAGAAGAAGGGACAUCGGUGACUUUAAACUGCACAGCCUUGGCAUACCCACCAGGCCGCUACACCUGGGUCAAGGAGAACAGCAGCCAAGUAGGAUCAGGGGAUCAACUCCACAUCAGCAAGUUUAAUGCUAGUCACGAGGGGUCUUAUCACUGUGAAGCCACAAACAACUACGGGACGACAAAAUCUACAGCUGUCAACCUGACGGUAAACGUGAACAAGAACAUAAAUGUUAUCUUGUAUUCCGUACUGAGCAUCAUCACUCUAUCAGGAUUAACUCUGGGAAUUCUCAUAUUUCAAAGAAAGAAGAAGACAAAUCGGAAAGACAAACAGAAGAUUAAAGGUGUGGAAGACUCUGAAGAUCGCACUUACAUGUCUUUGGAUCGCUCAGCAGUGGCAUCAGAGUACGACACAAUUAUGCAAAGGAAAUGAACAAAAAGUGGGUUAUGAUAAAUUUAGUGUUGAGAAAAUAGAAAUAAAUGAAAAGUUCAGAACAACAGAACUUCAAGAUGGAUGGGGUUUUUACAAUA
Erpetoichthys calabaricus (reedfish) is the source of this 1363-nucleotide messenger RNA. Its product is annotated as carcinoembryonic antigen-related cell adhesion molecule 20-like. The record is from RefSeq and is a predicted model, not a curated record. The transcript has 8 exons. Bases 156 to 1265 code for a protein of 369 amino acids. NCBI's taxonomy places the organism in Eukaryota, Metazoa, Chordata, Cladistia, Polypteriformes, Polypteridae.